CUAUUUCCCACUCGCAUCCAACGUCGAAGGUCAGCUUGCUCAAGGUGCGAGUUGUUUUGCUGUUGAGCACCUAACGUUAGGGGCUCCCUGCAAGGGGCAACCGUCAGGUGCAGCCAUGGCGUUGCGUUUCAAGAGCAAGUUUCAAGGCGACCCGACCAUCGAGACUGACCAGAAGGAGCGAGGCAUAGAAACGAUGAAUGAGAAGGCGCUGGACGCCGAAUGGAAGCGGAUCCAGCAGAAGACCUUCACUCGCUGGUGCAAUGAGCACCUGAAGAAAGCGAGCCUGUUCGUGCGCGACCUAAGCGCCGACCUGACCGAUGGCACCAAUCUGAUUGCGCUCCUGGAGAUGCUGAGUGAGAAGAAGGUCGGACGUUACAACAAGCGUCCCAAGAACUACCCGCAGAGUUUGGAGAACGUGGCCAUCGCUGUCCGCUUCAUUCACAAGGAGAACAUUCGCCUGGUGAAUAUUGGUGGCGAAGACAUUGCCCAGGGUAACAUCAAGCUGAUCCUGGGAAUGAUAUGGACACUGAUUCUGCAUUACCAGAUCAGUGUUGCCCUUGGCGGAGAUGGCAAGGCUGGCCCGCCACCCAAACAAGCCCUCCUCACCUGGCUGCAAGGAAUGCUCAAGGACCGGAAGAAGAUCAGGAACCUGACGAAAGACUGGAAUGAUGGCACAGUCAUUGCAGCACUUGUGGACGCGAUGGCGCCGGGCCUGAUGCCGGAUUGGAACGAGCUGGACCCGGAGAAUGCAGUUGAAAACGCCACGCGAGCAAUGAAACUAGCAGAGGACUGGCUCGGCGUCCCCAUGGUGCUGGCCCCUGGUGACAUGUGCAACCCACACGUCGACGAGUUGAGUAUGAUGACGUAUCUUUCACAAUUUCCCGACGCAAAGCUGAAGGACGGCGCGCCGCUGAACAAGCCAACCGAUGCCCUGGCCUGCAGCGCCCGUGGGCCUGGAUUGGAGCCGACCGGCGUCAAGCAAACACGCCAAGCGCCGUUCACUGUCUACACCCCGAAGAAGACGCAGGGCAAGCUUACCAUCACGUGCAAUGCGCCCGAUGGCAGAGAGGUGCCGGUCAAGGUCGGCGAGCGGGCGUCCGACGGUACCUAUGCCUGCUCGUACGUACCCGAGGAGCUUGGCGAGCACGUCGUCACAAUCCUGUACAACAAGAGCGACAUUCCGCGCAGUCCGUUCAAGGUCGGAGUCGAGCCCAUCUCUGACCCAGCCCGCUGCCGCGCCUGGGGUCCUGGUGUGGACGGUGGUGGUCUUGUUGAGCAGAAACCGGCAAAGUUCAACGUGAAAACGAAGGGUGCUGGCGAGGGUGAUCUGUCCUAUUCAGUGACUGGUCCCGACGGAAAUGAACUGGGACCAGAUUUUCUCAAGCUCAGUCAAGAUAUGGCAGGCCAGUACAGUGGAUCCUAUACUCCCAACCAAGCCGGACCACACACAGUUGUGCUCAAGUGGGCCGAUCAGCACAUUCCUGGCAGUCCGUUUGAGGUGAACGUCGCCCCUACGCCUCCGGAUGCCAAGAAAGUGCGUGCCGUGGGUCCAGGUGUAGAGAGUCAGGGUUUGGUCUGCGGACAGCCAGCCCCGUUCCAGGUCAUCUCAAAGGACGCCGGUCGUGGUGAGCUGGAUGUCAAUGUGCGCGGCCGUGGAGGAGACAUUCCAUGCGAGAUUGUAGACAACGGCGAUGACACGUUCGACUGUCAGUAUGUACCGCAAGACGAAGGCGAGGUGUUUGUCAAGGUGCGCUGGUCGCAGGCGAUGAUUCCCAAGAGUCCGUUCCGUGUGUCCGCCCAACCUCCUGUCGAUGCCAGCAAGUGCGAGGCUACCGGUCCGGGAGUUGAGCCGAUGGGACUGCGUGUUAACCAGGCAGCGCCGUUCAAAGUGUCCACCAAAGGUGCCGGUCCCGGAAAGUUGGAUGUGGACAUCGUAAACCCCGGUGGUAAUAAGAUGCCGUACGACAUGCAUUCAAUCCGAGAUGGCAGUGGCGUUACCUACACACCCGUCUUCCCUGGACAGUACAAAGUAGCGGUUACAUUCGACGGCAACCACAUUCCCAACAGUCCAUUCGAUGUUGGUGUGACUGAUCCGAGCCGAGUACGCAUUUCCGGUCCAGGGAUCACCGACGAUCAGCCACUGAAGGUCGGCGUGCCUGUGCGCUACGAAGUUGACACGUCAGAAGCCGGCCCCGGGGACCUGGCAGCUACUCACCAGUGGGGUAACAAAGCCGAGCAACCUUGCACUGUCGAACAGACCGGACCCGACACAUGCUCUCUGGAAUUCACACCGGAGAGAGCCGGCACCGAGAAGGUCAACCUGACUUACGGCGGUUUCCCGGUCCCGACCGGGCCGUUCCCUGUCAACGUCCUUGACCCCAGCAAGGUGAAGGUACACGGUCGUGGUGUCGAACCUGGUCUAAUCACAGGACAACCGGCGCCAUUCGUCGUGGACUGCCGUGAAGCCGGUGAUGGUCCUAUCAGUGUACGCAUUGAAGGCCCAGCAAACACCAAGCUGGAUAGUACCACCGAUCGUGACCGCAGUCAGCGAUGCGUGUACUAUCCUAAGGAACCCGGCACGUACGAGGUGCACGUGAAGUUUGCCGAUGAGCCGUUGCCCAUUAGUCCAAUCUCGGUUGAGGUAGCACCAUGCACAGACCCCGGCAGGGUGGUUGUCAGCGGACCUGGUGUGGAGCCAACCGGGCUGGUAUCCAGUAACCCAACAUACUUUGACAUUGAUGCACGCAUGGCCGGAGAGGGUGACGUUGACGUCAGCGUCACUGGUCCCGAGCGCAGCCAUGUACCUAUCAACAUCGUGGACAAUAAGGAUAGCACUUUCAGGUGCCACUAUGAGCCACGUCUCGGUGGUGACCACACCGUUGUAGUCAAAUUCGCCGGCACGCACGCGCCCAAGUCGCCGUUUGCCGUCAAAGUCAAGUGGGCCACAGAUCCGGCCAAGGUGAAGGUCUGGGGAGAUGAUUUGGACAGUGGCGUGGCUGGAAUUGAAUCUGUGUUCCACAUUGAUGACACGGAGGCCGGUGAUGGAAACCUGGAUGUACUCAUCGAGGGACCGCAGGAGGCAAAGAUGAAGAUGGAGAAGAACCCAGACGGUACGAAAACUUGUCGCUACACACCGCCAGUGGAGGGUGACUACUAUGUGCACGUGAAGUUCAAUGAUACCGAAGUGCCCGAUUCGCCAUUCAAGGCUGAGGUUGAUCCACAGACCGAUGCCAACCGUGUUCGUGCGUAUGGCCCCGGUCUGCGUCCGGAAGGUGUACGAGUGGGUGACGCUGGCAACUUCAAGAUAGAUACACAGGGAGCUGGCCGUGGCAACCUGGAGGUAAAAGUGGACGCACCAAAGCCAAGGUCGAGCAAGGUUCAAGUAGCACCGAGCAGUGACGGGCCUCACAUCUCCGACGCUGUCUACAACCCCACCGCAGUCGGUACGUACAACGUGAACAUCCUGUACGCCGGCGAUCAUAUCUAUGACAGCCCGUACACCGUGGGUGUCAGUGACCCGACCAAGUGCAAGAUCACCGGUCCAGGUGUCGACAAUCGAGAACUGGCCAGAGUCGGAAAGCCCGUCGAGUACGUGCUGGAUGCAACACAGGCCGGACCUGGUGCCGUGAAGGCAGCUGCAAAGAAUCCCACCGGCGCCCAAGUCAACUUGGACGUGGAGCCCAUGCCAAAUUCCAACGGCAAGUACAAGCUGUCCUUUGUUCCGGACGAUGCCGGUACAUACAACGUGACAGCUACGCAUGCCGGUCAUGCCAUUCCCAAGGUACCGUUCGCCCUCGGCUCGGUGGACCCGACCAAGGUCAAGGUCAGUGGUGACGGUUUGGAUGGCGGCCGCGUCAAUGAAAUGCUCCCGAUCGACGUCGACGCCAGAGAGGCUGGUCCAGGAGGCCUGAACCUUGGCUUGGAAGGACCAGGCCAGGCCCAGGCCGAUGUGGUGGACAACAAGGACGGCACAUUCCGUAUCAACUUUGUACCGAGCACCGCAGGAGAGUAUCGCUUCAACAUGAAGUUUGCCGACGAGGAGGUGCCGGGCACACCGUUCCGCAUUCCCGUGCGUAACAUCAAGAACGCUAAAGUCAGCGGACUGGACAAGGCUCCGUACUACGUGGGCGAGGAGAUCUGUGCAACCGUGGACACUCGCAAGGCCGGCCCGCCUGACACACCUGUUACGGCCCGUGUGCAAAGCCCAUCCGGAGGGGACUUUGAACCCGACGUGGAGAUGCCCGCCAAGGGCUACAGCAAGGUUAAGUUUGUACCCGAGGAACCCGGUGUGUAUGAGCUGAACCUAGGACUGUUGGGCGAGGAUCUGGAGGAUAUGCCUGCGAAGCUGGAGGUAUCGGAUCCAUCCCGCUGCGAAAUCAACAAAGGUGGUCUUGAAUGUGCAUGCGUCGGUGAGCCAGUCUUCUUCACCGUUGACACCGCUGAUGCUGGACCAGGAGAGCUCGAUGUCAUGGCCAAGGAAGCCAGAAACAAGAAACUACCCAUCGACAUCCACCCAGUUGCCGACCAGCCAGGCCGUUACGAGGUGGAGUUUGUCCCAACGCAAGCAGGAGAUGUUGAGGUGCCCGUCUUGUUUGCCGGCCGCAGCGUGCCCGGUGCUCCUCUCAUUGUUCCAGUAGCUGAUCCUUCGAAGUGCACUGCCCAGGGUCCGGGCCUGGAACCGACCGGCCUGAAAGCACACCGUCAAACAUUCUUCGACAUCAACACUGCUGGUGCUGGUGUGGGUGAAGUCGAUGUGUCCAUCGUCAACACCGACACCAUGCAGGCACUGGACUUUGACUUGUCCGAGGCAUCCAAGGCCACUCACCACGUCGAGUACAACCCAGACAUGGCCGGCCAUUUUGAGAUCAACCUUCGCUUUGCUGGCAAGCUGGUGGCACAGAGUCCAUACAGUGUAUCCGUGAGUGAUCCGUCGCGUGUCACUGCCCAUGGUCCAGCGCUGGAAGGUGACAGCAUUGUGAACGAGCCCGCACACUUCACCGUAGACAAGUCCGAAGCCGGUGACGGUGAACUGGAAAUCGCCAUCACUGGUCCAUCCACCCCGGAUGUCGAGACCAAGGACAAUGGUGAUGGCACAGUUGAUGUGACCUUUGUUGCAACUCAACCGGGCAGGUACGAUGUAAAGAUCAACUUUGACGACGAGGAGGUGCCCAAGAGUCCGUACACGGCGAGCAUCGUGCGCCCGCCACCGGAUGCCAGCAAGGCCAAUGUCAAGGACCUGUCGGCCCAGCCGCUGGUCAACGAGCGCAACGAAUUCACGGUGGAUGCAUCCGCUGCUGGAGGCAACGGUCUGCUCGAGAUUGGCGUGCAAGGUGGCUACGUUCCGGCCGAGGAGAUCACGGUACGACACGUUGGCGACUUUGUGUUCGCCAUCAACUACCAGAUUAACGAGGAGGGCGAGACGAUGAUCUCCGUCAAGUGGCACGGCGAGCACGUACCAGGCUCUCCUUUCCGCGUCUACGUCAGCAACACUGGCGACGCAAUUGAUUUGUAAACGUGCGCACCUCGGCAAUAGGAAUGCAGCGAACUAAGGAUUUCUCAUGCAUUCGCUUGCUGAUGCUUCACUUUGACAUUAUAAGAAGCUUCUUCCCACAAAUGCUAUUUUCAGUUUUAUACACGGCUGUAUCUCCAUAUUCUGUAUUGUACCCACAAAACAUUCCCUCUCCAAAUUCUGCUUUGCACACACCCCAGAAAUCAUGCCCUAUUUUUAGAUACUUGUCAACUUUACAGGUUCUCCACCGGAACCCCUACUGAACGUCCUUUCUAAUUGUUUGCUGCUUUCACUAUGAGCGCAACAUGUUUGUAAAGACAAUUUCUUGUUCGUUGUCUAGCCACUCCCUGCAUUCUCUAAUAGAACUGAUAUAUUAUAGAAAGAAUGCCUGCUCUCUGCAGCCACUCACCAUCAUGGAAUUGUUUUCCAAAUUCGGCAAAAAAAAUUGUCGAACCUUAGAA
Molecule: messenger RNA, 5970 nt
Organism: Sycon ciliatum
Lineage: Eukaryota; Metazoa; Porifera; Calcarea; Leucosolenida; Sycettidae
Product: filamin-C-like
Exons: 7
Coding region: 116-5512 (1798 amino acids)
Biological process (GO): actin cytoskeleton organization
Molecular function (GO): actin filament binding
Source: RefSeq, a predicted model, not a curated record